AUGCGCCGCUCGGCUGCUCCCAGCUUUUCUAAGCAAGGUGAAUCUGGUGUUGCGCUAAGCCACAAUGUUCGAUCCUUCAUGAGCCAAAGUUUUCCUCAAAAGUCAACAUUUACAGGGGCUUUGCAUUCACAGACUUCAAAGACAAAUGAUGAAAAUUCUCUGAAAUUGACCACUGAAAAGCGCUAUGAAAUAGUUUAUGCAAAGCGGUCAACCAAAAAGCAUAAGAAAUGGGAAGACGAUGGGAUACUCAUUCUUUCAGGGCUUCAUGCUAGAAUUUGUUCUACUGACUCUAAAACAAUAGCCAGCACUUCUUUAAAAGCGGCUCUGCUGAGUACUAUUGAGCUUGGGAUGAUUUUAGUUGUUGGAUCUUAUGAAUGCCAGCUUAUAUCAGUGAUUGACCAAGUCCGGAGGACAAAUGAAUUGGAAGUUGUCCCAUCUUCCCAGAACUCGCCAGCUCCUCUCCAAAAGCCUCUUAAAAGGGCUAACAGUAUAGCCCAAGAACCAAAAUUUGACGAAAGAGCUUUCCUUUUGCCUCGUCCACCAAAUGCUCAUAUGUGGAAAUACAACGCAGAAGGACUACCAAUUGUGGAUGUCUAUCUUGGCGGAAAUUUAGCAUCAAAAUUACAUCCAUAUCAACUCGAGGGUAUCAAGUUUCUCUAUGAGUGUGUUCUCGGCUAUCGAAAAUUAAGCGGAUUCGUUGAUUUUAGUCCUGACGAGGAUUCUGAAUGUGUAUAUGGAGGUAUUUUAGCGGAUGAAAUGGGUUUAGGAAAGACUGUUCAGGUUAUUGGCCUCCUCUCAGUUUUGUUAAAGCAGGGUCCCUAUGGUGGAAUACCUGUCAUACGACGUUGUCUUAUUGUUACUCCUGGAAGUUUGGUGAUGAACUGGCAGAAGGAAUUCACUAAAUGGAUAGGAAGAGAGAAUAUCUCCACUUAUUGCGUCAAUCAAGACAACCCAAUAAAAGCCUAUUUAUCACAAAUGCGACCUCCUCCUAUAAUUAUCAUCUCCUAUGAAAUGCUCCUACAACACUCUGAUCGAGUGGUUGAAAUGAAUUCAAUAGAUCUGGUUGUAUGUGACGAGGGACAUCGUCUCAAAAAUUUGGAGAUUAAGACCACUGCAGUUUUGAAGCGAUUGCCGGCUCGUCGGAGGAUAAUUCUUACAGGCACACCAAUUCAAAAUGAUCUCAAUGAAUUUUGGUCACUGGCUGAAUUCGUUGCUCCUGGUUGUUUAGCUUCUAGUCGCGAGGAGUACAGAACGUGUAUUGUAAAUCCUCUUUCCAGGUCUUCUCAUUCCUCAGAUCUUUCCAGGAUUUUCACCUCGGGUUCUGAUGACGUAGAAGAUGAAGAAUCUGAUGUUUUGAACGCAGUGCAUAAGUUGAAAUCUUCUUUGAAAACUUUCCUUUUGCGUAGAACGUCGGAUAUGAUUACUAAUCGCCUUCCCGACAAAGUUGAACAGAUCGUCUUUUGUGAAGCAACUCCCCUUCAACAAGAAGUAGAGAAAGAGUUGUUGAAAUGGCUUUACAAGCAGCUGGAUAUGAACGAUCUUGUUGAAAAUGAUAUUAUAGACAUGAUGGGAGAAGAUACUCUUGAUUCAUUUCCUCAGUCUACUAGUUGUGGCUUAGAUGUUCUAACCUGUAUCAUGACCUUCCGAAAGCUCUACAAUCAUCCUUCACUUGUUUUGGAAAUGCUGGAACAAGAUAUCAAACAGAAGCGCGGACUUAAUUUAUCCAAAAAGCAAACUUUUCCAGAUACCUUGACAGAUAAUCUCAUUGCAAUUCUUCAUCAUGGUCUUUCACGCACUGAGCGCACUGGCUGUUCCUCGUCUGUAUGUACUUCUUCUGGGAAGUUGACGGUGCUUCAACGUCUUCUCACGAAAAUCUCCCAGUUGCCUUCUGAUUCACCGUGUCGUGGUGGCUGUCAUCGAUUGGUACUGGUUUCCAAUUUCACGAAAACCUUGGACCUCCUUGGACCUAUUUGUGAACGAAUUAUGAAUACUCCAUGCCUUCGAAUUGAUGGUAAAACUCCCACGAAACAGCGACUCAACAUUGUAGAUCGUUUCAAUUCUCCUACUUGUAUUGAAAAAGUCCUUUUGCUUAGUUCCAAGGCUGGUGGUACUGGUCUCAAUCUUAUCGGGGCUGACUUCCUAGUGCUCUUUGAUAUUGACUGGAAUCCUGCUACUGAUGCUCAGGCCCUAGCUCGAGUCUGGCGAGAAGGCCAAAAGUGUCGUGUUCACUUGAUUCGACUUAUUACUGCUGAUGGACUGGAGGAACGCAUUCUACAGCGUCAGGUGGCGAAAUCCUCACUUGCUAGCACAGCGAUAUCGGCCUCAUUUGCAUCGUCUACAAACUCUACAUCCCUUAGUCUUGGCGAGCUGAGGGAACUUUUCCAGCCUUCUCCAAUUGGAACAGUUUCCUGGACCCACGACCUCUUGGGCUGUCAAUGUCAAAGGGGUUCCAGUCCAGCAGAAAAUCUUGAAGCACCUCAAGAAACUGAGGAUUCUUUCAACGAAGAGGAAGAUACUCGGGCUUUUCAACUAGGUCGACAUGGUAAACGAGCCAAGAUGGAUCGUCAAACACUUCCUUCAUCUUCUAAAGGACUUGGACAAAUAAAGAGUUGGAGUCACUUUCUUACCUCCGAAACUAUUUCAGAGGCAUCUCUUCUCUUUUCUUCACCGCAUUCUAUUAAAGCCGUCUUUCAACAUGUAACCUCUGCUUGUGAGUCUCAAGGGUCUUAG
This is a messenger RNA of Rodentolepis nana, 2730 nucleotides long. The record is from the annotation of a GenBank genome assembly. NCBI's taxonomy places the organism in Eukaryota, Metazoa, Platyhelminthes, Cestoda, Cyclophyllidea, Hymenolepididae.